AGUCUGAGCUGUGAGAGCCACAGCCCCCCAGGGCUCCUAACCCCCUUAUGGUCUGAUCUGCAAGCCUGACCGUCCCAAAGCUCCCAACUCAAAGGGUCUGACAGUCCCAAAGCUCCCAAACCAUUUAAGGUCUGAUCUGUGAGAGCCACAGCUCCCAACCCCCCUCUGGUCUGUAAGGGCUGCUCACAGUACUGCCUCAGAGAUCUCCUCUGGCCAGCGAAGGGGGAAAAGGGGAAAAGAGGAGGGGGAAUUAUUUGAGUUUCAGUACCCAGGAGGACAGGCCAAAGCAAGCAGGCAGGGCGGGGGGGAGGCUGGAGCAGAAGUCCCAUUUCCUCAUUUCUAGGCUAGUUCAGAACUGCAGCAGAAGUGACUGGUUCUGGGCUAGGCUGGGGAAUUGCCCUGUGCAGCCUUCCCCAAGUGGAGCGGCCAGGGGCAGGAUAAUGGCUCAGGACUGCAACAAACCUGUGCUACUGGAGCUGCUGACAGCAGCCGGAACGGGGAACUCCCAUUGUGCAGACUGCGGGGCACCCGAUCCCGAGUGGGCCUCUUACAAACUUGGAAUAUUCAUUUGUUUGAAUUGCUCUGGAAUUCAUCGCAACCUUCCUGAAAUCAGCAGGGUCAAAUCCCUCCACCUUGACUUCUGGGAGAAUGAUCUAGUAGAGUUUAUGAGGACUCAUGGAAAUUUCUGUGCCAAGGCUAAAUAUGAGGCAAAAGUCCCUCCUUUCUAUUACAUCCCCGACUCCAAGGACUGCCUGGUUUUAAAAGAACAGUGGAUCAGAGCUAAAUACGAGCGGGAAGAGUUUGUUGCCAGCAGUGUCUGCCAUGAAACAGGUUCCUCAGGCAGCCGUGAAGGGUUCCUGUGGAAGCGCGGGCGGGACAGCAGGCGGUUCCUCAAGAGGCGGUUCCUCUUGUCGGCAUGGGAUGGAGUGCUGAAGUACUACACCAAAGAGUCUAGAGGUCCGAAAGCUGUGAUUAGCAUAAAAGAUCUGAACGCCAUGUUCCAGACGGAGAAGAUCAGAAACCCCCAUGGGUUGCAGAUCACAUACAGCAAAGAAGGUCAGAUGAGGAACCUCUUUGUCUAUCAUGAAAGUGGUAAGGAAAUUGUUGACUGGUUCAAUGCUAUUCGGGCAGCGCGUUUGCAGUUUCUUAGAACCACCUUCCCCACUACUCCUGAGGCCGAGCUCCUACCCAAGAUUACAAGGAAUUAUUUCAAGGAAGGCUAUAUGGAGAAAACUGGGCCAAAGCACAAGGAGGCCUUUAAGAAGCGUUGGUUCAGCCUGGACUCCCAGGAGAGGAACCUGCUGUACUUUAAAGACCCGUUGGAUGCCUUUGAACUGGGCCACGUGUUUAUUGGACACAAAGAGCAGGGCUAUGAAGUCCAGGCUGACUUGCCCCGAGGAGUCAGCGGGAAGAAGUGGAAGGCUGGGCUCACCAUAGUCACGCCACACAGGAAGUUUGUGUGUGUGUGUGAAAACGACCGGGAGCAGAAGGAGUGGCUGGCGGCGCUGAACGUUGUCAUCUCCCAGCCUAGGACGGGCUGUGAGCUCCGGCAAACUGGACUUUCUGCAUAGGGUUCGUCAUUGGUCUGGGGCCAGUUUGUGCCAGGGAGGCAGAUGCUAGGGCCCCCUCUGAAAAGAUCCUCGGGGGUCGGGCUGCUUUGCUACACGCAGAAGCCCUGAGUGCCACGGGCAGAGCGGAGAAGAAUGUGGAUGGACGGAGCAUGGCCAAGAUGGACGUGUGCCCCAGCCCCGCCCCACUGGGCCCCCGCAACAACAUGGGGCAUCUCUAGACUGAGGCAGGGGCGGCACUCACCCCCAGAUCUCCUGGCUGCCCCUGCACUGGCACCUGUGAUCCAUCCAUUGCUUCAUGGCCACUGGCACUAGUGGCAGCUUAAAACUCCUGACCACACAAGGGAUUUGCUUAGGAGAGUUUCUGUGGCUGUCCUGACCAGAGCUUCGCAGACACUGCAGGCACAGCCACGGGGCAGGCAGCGUUCCUGCUACCUGGAAGUAAUGUGAUGUUUCGGGCUGUUGGCUCGCAUCAGCAGAGCUCCCCGCUGCACAGAACAUAAGA
Molecule: messenger RNA, 2073 nt
Organism: Pelodiscus sinensis (Chinese soft-shelled turtle)
Lineage: Eukaryota; Metazoa; Chordata; Testudines; Trionychidae
Source: RefSeq, a predicted model, not a curated record